AUGCACAUGACUGGCUCCGCGAUUCCAUGGUUUCAGAUGUCACAACGCUCCGCUCCGUUUUGUUCAUGGACGCAGCUCAAGCGUGCUAUUGAAUUAGAGUUUGGCCCUUCCUUAUUUGAGUCUCCCAGGGAGCUUCUGUUCAAGCUGCAACAACAGGGUUCCGUAAGUGACUUUUACGCUGAAUUUGUAGCUCUUGCUAAUCGAACUCAUAUCGAACUUGCUGAUGCGUUACGCGACUAUUUCAUUAGCGGUCUCCGAGCCGAUAUUAGACGUGAGGUAAAAGCUCAAUGUCCACCCUCACUGCUGCGUGCCGUAAGCUUGGCUAGGCUCUAUGAAGACAAGUUUUCGACAUCUCCGCGGCACACUUCAGGUCCGGCAACCUCUAAGUCUCCAUCGCACGGCUCCUCGACACCUGCGCGUGCCUUUCAACGGAACAGCUUGCCUCUCCUGCUUCCCACACCAUCUCAGAAGCCAGCUCUCCCACCACCUAAGAACCCCAUUUGCCAUUUGUCUCCGGCAGAGAUUCAGAGUAAACGAGAGAAAGGUCUUUGUUAUUGGUGUGAUGACAAAUUCACAGCUGCUCAUAAGUGCUCAAAUCGGCAAUUCAUGCUUAUGCAAGUUGAGAAUGAUGAGGUAAAUAUAGUGGUGAAUAGUGAGGACAUAGUUGUGUCUGAAGGAGAACAAUUACAACAGCUGGAUGCAGAGGUGAUAGACCAUAAUCUCUCUUACAAUGCCAUGCAUGGCACGUCGGGUCACUCCACUAUUCGAAUCAAAGCUCACAUUGGUGAGCUAGAAAUCCAAGCACUCAUUGAUGGUGGGAGCUCUGAUUACUUCAUCCAGCCGCGGAUUGCAAAAUUUUUGAAUCUCUCCAUUGAGCCAGCUCCGGGAGUCCAAGUUGUAGUGGGAAAUUUUGACAUUAUGCAGGUUGAAGGUCGCAUCCCUUUGCUAGAAGUGACAUUGCAGGGUUAUAAAGUGCUGGUCCCUAAUGUAUUUGUUUUAAAAGUUGCUGGUGGUGAUCUCGUCAUUGGAACCGCUUGGUUGAAACGAUUGAGAGCCCAUAUUGUGGACUAUGAAGCAGCUUAUAUUCGAUUCAUGCAUGAGGGUAGUUUGAUUACGAUACAUGGGGAGAAGACCAAUGCUAUAGCUCAGGCAGAAUUCCACCACAUCAGGAGACUUGUGCAUACCAAUUCUAUUGCUGAGGCUUUCACAUUGCAGCUGCAGCCUCAGGUUGAAGCUGCUCAUUCUUCCUUGCCUCUACCUGAUGACAUACACCCGGAAUUGGCGAAAUUGCUGCACUUAUAUGCUGGGAUGUUUGCGCAACCUUCAGGCCUACCACCACAGCACCGUUAUGAUCACUGUAUUCCUCUAAUCAAGGGUGCUAAACCUGUUAAGGUAAGACCCUACCGCUACCCUCACAGUCAAAAAGCCCAGAUAGAAUUGAUGGUCCAACAAAUGCUUGACGACGGGAUUAUUCAACCAAGCCGGAGUCCAUUUUCCUCUCCAAUAUUACUAGUCAAAAAGAAAGAUGAUACAUGGCAUUUCUGUACAGACUAUAGAGCGUUAAACAAUAUCACCGUUAAGGAUAGUUUUCCAAUUCCUACGGUUGAUGAAUUACUUGAUGAGCUGUUUGGUGCCUCCAUUUUCUCCAAGCUUGAUCUUCGUUCUGGUUACCACCAAAUUCUAAUCAGCCCUGAGGAUAGAUACAAAACAGCCUUCCGCACUCACCAAGGCCUUUACGAAUGGCUGGUCAUUUUGCUAAGCUCUCAAAGUGCUCCUUUGGAACCAAUGAGAUUGAUUAUUUAG
Arachis duranensis is the source of this 1803-nucleotide messenger RNA. RefSeq lists its product as uncharacterized. The record is from RefSeq and is a predicted model, not a curated record. Bases 1 to 1803 code for a protein of 600 amino acids. NCBI's taxonomy places the organism in Eukaryota, Viridiplantae, Streptophyta, Magnoliopsida, Fabales, Fabaceae. The transcript has a single exon.